GCAAGUUGAGUCACGUAUUAUAUAAGAAAUCAGAUCUAAACUUUCAAUAGUCAUCUGUUAUGCGGAACAAAAUACAUAUUGAAAAAGCUUAAUUAAAUUUGUGUAGAAUAAAAUAAAAAGCAAAUAUUUAUCAUGACGACUCGCCAGUGUUCGGUUGUUCAAAUUCUUACAAUUAUUAUUGGUCUACUUAAUUUUAUACUUGGAGUACCAAUUCUUGCCCAUUAUUUCAAGGAGAACCAUGACUACAGUAAACAUGAUGACGCCUUAUCGAGGGAGAGCCGUGAUGAGGGUUGGCGUUGGAGCGUCUCUGACAUAAUUAGGCUGAUCGUGGUUUUAAUCGUUCUCUUAAUCUUGAUAAGUUUAAGUAUCGGUUGUGUCUGGUCUGGAUUUGAGUCAAAAUACCAAGAAUUAUUGGCUAGAGGUGCGCUAAUUGAGCUUAAAAUUAUUGCCGUAAUUUGCGCCUUGAAUUGUCUCGUAAUGUUCAUCCUGGGCUAUCACUGGAUUAAUCUGAUCCCCCUAUUGGUGUGGGGAUGCGUGAUGCAAGUAAUAUUUUGCGUCGUGAUUAGUUUCUACGUAACGGAAUUGACGGUAAGAAGAGGUGGCAGUGAAUUAACCAUCCCGGUGCGAAAUAUCACUUAAUAUCACUUAGUAUUACUUUCUCUCUGAAACCUUUAACCAAUUCCAAGGACUAAUUAAUUCCGAAAUUUCCAAAUUAUCAACCUUUUACAAACAAUUGCAUAAUGUGACCCAAGUGCUUGGCGUGAGACUUACUGCAUGUAGUAGAGAAACUUUGCAUGAGAUUUCGAUAAGUAGCAAAUUUUUAUUUAAAGAUUUGAGUAGUAAUUAUGUAUCACGUUGUAGUAUUUUAAAGAUUGCUGAUCUCUUUGGAGUAAACCAACUAAAAAGUUUACAAUUACUACCAGCAGCAGUUAAAAGGCAUGCAAUUUCUGAGAGGAAAACGUAUAUUGAUGCGGUUGCCAUGGUUACUGACUCACCCGAUGUUAGAUAUCUCUUCACUGUUUAGAGAGUCAGAUAGUGUGUUGGUUGCCAAGGAGACCAACUCCCUUCACUGCUUACGCGUGCACCAGAAAAUUAGAUGGGAAGAGCUGGACAUUGCUGCCUGCUCUCACCCACAGUGGAAACGCUUAGCCACCACUCCAGUAUCCAACCCAGAGAAGGACACUGUUUUCAAAAUUUGGCAUAACGUAGGUUUGACCCCUUCGAUUGCACACUCACUUAAAAUUUACACUAAUUUUUUAUGUCCAUUUUGCAACACAUUAAAACCAGAGGUAGAUCACUAUUUAAAAUGUCCACAUACAUUAGAUUUGAGGAAAAUUGUGGCAAAACUCCUCUCAAAACUAGAUAUUCACACGGGAGCCUUCGACGAUGCUUUCCUUCAUGGGGUUAAGCAUGCGGGUGGCAAUAUUUUAAUCUUUUAUGCUUAUAAUAUUAUUUGCAAGGCUUUUGUCCACCGAUUAAAUAAUUAUUCAGGCAAUUUUGAUCUCAUUUCUUCAUUCCGUCACAUUCUUUAUGGGCGGAUCCUGACUGAUUUUUAUGCAUGCAGUAUGAAUACGAGCCUGUAUCCUAAAUUUUAUAAAAAUUGGGACAAAUUUGAUAUAUAUAAAAUUUCUAAGAAUAAAAUCGAUAUUAAUUUAGGAUUUUGAACCAUAUUAUGACGCAAUUAACUUUCCUUUUAUGCACGAUUAACAAAUCCCUAGUCGUUAGUUAGUCGAAAUUUAGUUGUAAGAUAAAUUUACCUAUAUUUUUAUGAUGCGAUAAACUGUGAUAAAAUGUGAAUGGUGGGAUAUAUUAAUAUAUUUUUGCUACCAAAGCGUUAUGAAAGCCUAAUAUUAUGGCAGCAAUAUUGUCUUAAUUAUUUAACUAUAUUAAUUUAAUUGUAACAUUUUAAGAGGCAAGGAAAAUUGUGGAGACAAGCACUGGCUUAGUUUCAACCCCUGACGGCCAAUCUAGUAAAGCCUUGUCGAGAAAACGUCGCCUCAAUAAUUUAAAGAUUAAUUUGUAAUUGAUGGUGAAUUAAAUUAAUUGGAAUAAAUUCGUAC
Folsomia candida is the source of this 2060-nucleotide messenger RNA. RefSeq lists its product as uncharacterized. The record is from RefSeq and is a predicted model, not a curated record. Bases 133 to 639 code for a protein of 168 amino acids. Lineage: Eukaryota; Metazoa; Arthropoda; Collembola; Entomobryomorpha; Isotomidae. The transcript has 3 exons.